ACCGGCAGCGGUCAAUCCUUCGGAGAUGGCUUCCGAUAUCCCUGGAUCAGUGACUUUGCCAGUUGCCCCCAUGGCAACAGGGCAGGUGAGAAUGGCAGGAGCCAUGCCUGCUAGAGGAGGAAAGAGGCGUUCAGGAAUGGACUUCGAUGAUGAAGAUGGUGAAGGCCCCAGCAAAUUUUCAAGAGAGAAUCACAGCGAGAUUGAAAGACGUAGAAGGAACAAGAUGACCCAGUACAUCACAGAGUUGUCAGACAUGGUUCCUACAUGCAGUGCUCUAGCUCGAAAACCAGAUAAGUUAACCAUACUACGCAUGGCAGUCUCACACAUGAAGUCCAUGAGGGGUACUGGAAACAAAUCUACUGAUGGAGCCUAUAAACCUUCAUUUUUAACAGAGCAGGAACUAAAACAUCUCAUUCUCGAGGCUGCUGAUGGAUUUCUGUUUGUAGUUGCGGCUGAAACUGGGAGAGUCAUCUAUGUGUCUGAUUCAGUCACACCAGUUCUGAAUCAACCCCAGUCUGAGUGGUUUGGUAGCACCCUUUAUGAACAGGUUCAUCCAGAUGAUGUGGAAAAACUGAGAGAACAGCUAUGCACUUCUGAAAACUCAAUGACAGGUCGGAUUUUGGAUCUGAAGACAGGGACCGUCAAGAAGGAAGGUCAGCAAUCGUCUAUGAGAAUGUGCAUGGGAUCCAGACGCUCUUUCAUUUGCAGGAUGAGGUGUGGAAAUGCCCCUUUGGAUCAUCUUCCUCUAAACAGGAUAACCACCAUGAGGAAAAGAUACAGGAAUGGUCUAGGCCCAGUUAAGGAAGGAGAGGCACAAUAUGCUGUAGUCCAUUGCACUGGAUACAUCAAAGCCUGGCCUCCAGCAGGAAUGACUAUACCUGAAGAAGAUGCUGAUGUGGGACAAGGCAGUAAAUAUUGCCUUGUGGCAAUUGGGAGACUUCAGGUAACUAGCUCUCCUGUAUGCAUGGACAUGAAUGGGAUGUCUGUCCCUGCUGAGUUCUUAUCCCGACACAACUCUGAAGGAAUCAUCACAUUUGUGGAUCCAAGAUGCAUCAGUGUUAUUGGCUACCAACCACAGGAUCUUCUGGGAAAGGACAUUUUGGAAUUCUGCCAUCCUGAAGAUCAGAGCCAUCUAAGGGAGAGUUUUCAGCAGGUUGUUAAGCUGAAAGGUCAAGUACUAUCAGUCAUGUAUCGAUUUCGGACCAAAAACCGGGAAUGGAUGUUGAUCAGGACCAGCAGCUUCACUUUUCAGAAUCCUUAUUCUGAUGAGAUUGAAUACAUCAUCUGCACCAACACAAAUGUCAAACAACUUCAGCAACAACAGGCCGAACUAGAAGUACACCAGAGAGAUGGAUUGUCAUCAUAUGACUUAUCUCAGUCUUCUUUGAUUUUCCUAGCGGAGAAAAAGAUGAUGGCGUCUGCCUCCGCAGCUGGGAACCAGCAGCUUUACUCACAAGGAAGCCCAUUCCAGCCAGGUCACUCGGGAAAGGCAUUCAGCUCUUCAGUGGUUCACGUGCCUGGAGUCAAUGAUAUUCAGUCCUCUUCUUCAACAGGCCAAAAUAUGACGCAGAUUUCUCGUCAGAUAAAUCAGAGUCAAGUUGCCUGGACUGGGAGUCGUCCUCCAUUUCCUGGACAGCAAAUCCCAUCGCAGUCCAGCAAGACUCAGUCUUCUCCCUUUGGGAUUGGGACCAGCCACACCUACCCAGCUGACCCAUCCUCCUACAGUCCUCUCUCCAGUCCAGCUACUUCUUCACCCAGUGGGAACGCCUACUCCAGCCUCGCGAACAGGACCUCGGGGUUUGCUGAAAGUGGACAAAGUAGCGGGCAGUUUCAAGGGAGGCCUUCAGAGGUCUGGUCGCAGUGGCAAAACCAGCAUCAUAAUCAGCAGAGCAGUGACCAACAUUCACAUCAGCAGCCCAAUCAGACUGAAGUAUUCCAGGACAUGCUCCCGAUGCCAGGAGACCCAACCCAGGGAACAGGCAAUUAUAAUAUUGAAGACUUUGCUGAUCUAGGCAUGUUCCCACCAUUUUCUGAAUAACGUCUAAGAGGAA
Molecule: messenger RNA, 2051 nt
Organism: Gracilinanus agilis (Agile Gracile Mouse Opossum)
Lineage: Eukaryota; Metazoa; Chordata; Mammalia; Didelphimorphia; Didelphidae
Gene: ARNT2
Product: aryl hydrocarbon receptor nuclear translocator 2
Exons: 18
Coding region: 26-2038 (670 amino acids)
Biological process (GO): regulation of transcription by RNA polymerase II
Cellular component (GO): nucleus; aryl hydrocarbon receptor complex; cytoplasm
Molecular function (GO): DNA-binding transcription factor activity, RNA polymerase II-specific; RNA polymerase II cis-regulatory region sequence-specific DNA binding; protein dimerization activity
Source: RefSeq, a predicted model, not a curated record